Molecule: messenger RNA, 1563 nt
Organism: Drechmeria coniospora
Lineage: Eukaryota; Fungi; Ascomycota; Sordariomycetes; Hypocreales; Ophiocordycipitaceae
Product: glutathione synthetase-like protein
Exons: 4
Coding region: 1-1563 (520 amino acids)
Biological process (GO): glutathione biosynthetic process
Cellular component (GO): cytosol
Molecular function (GO): ATP binding; glutathione binding; glutathione synthase activity
Source: RefSeq, a predicted model, not a curated record
AUGGCGACGCUCGCGGCAGAGCCUCUCACGGCAGAGCCUCUCACGGCAGAGACGUAUCCUCCGCCUCUAACCGAGGGCGAGCAGGACGGCCUCGUCCAGGCAAUCAAGGAUUGGUCCAUGGGCAACGGACUGGCGGUGCGACCACCACCGGCCGUCAUUCCCGUCGACGCCGACCCUGCCGGCAUCGCGGCCAUCAAUGCGCCCGUCACCCUCUUCCCGAGUCCCUUCCCGCGGAGGUGCUUCGACCAAGCCAAGGCGGUGCAGCCGACGUACAACGAGCUGUACGCCUCGGUGAGCCGCGACGAAGAGUUCCUCGGUCAGAUGGUCAAGGAGGUGCUGGACGGCGAUGACUUCAUCCGAAACUUGUGGCAGACGCACCUCAGAGUCAAGGAGGAGGGCUACACUCAGCCUCUCUCGCUCGGUCUCUUCCGGUCCGACUACAUGGUGCACCGCGACGGGUCGACAUCACCACCCUCGCUGCAGGCGAAGCAGGUCGAGUUCAACACCAUCGCCUCCUCGUUCGGUGGCCUGUCCAGCUUCACGUCGCAGCUCCACAGCUUCCUCGCAUCCACCGAGUACCCGCUGCUGAGCCGGCCGAUGGACGUCGGCGCGCUCGACCUGCCCGAGUGCCGGCCCGUCGAAGGACUCGCCGCCGGCAUCGAGGCCGCCUUCCACGCGUACGCGGCCUCGGAGCUGGGGCACCCCACGUGCGUCGUCUUCCUCGUGCAAUCCGAGGAACGAAACGUCUUCGACCAGCGCCACCUCGAGUACCAAAUCGUCAAGUCCUCGCCGACGAUACCCGUCUUCCGCCUGCCCUUUGCCGACAUCCUCACCCACACGUCGGUGGCCGAGACGGCCAAGCGGCAGCUGCUCUACCGCCUCCCGCGCAACCCGACCAGGGUGUUAGAGGUCGCCGUCGUCUACAUGCGCGCCGGCUACGGCCCCGGCGACUACCCCGACCGGGACGCCUGGGAGGCCCGAUAUCAGCUGGAGCGGUCGGCGGCCAUCAAGUGCCCGACGGUGCUGACGCAGCUCGCCGGCACCAAGAAGGUGCAGCAGGUGCUCGCGGCGCCCAAGGUGCUGGCGAGGUUCAUCGACGACGAGACGACGUCGGCGGGCGAGUUGUGGAAGACGUUUACGAACAUCUACCCGAUGGACAGGUCGGACGCCGGCCUCGAGGCCCGCAAGAAGGCGCUCGACGCCGAGCUCUGCCAGGCGUACGUGCUCAAGCCGCAGCGGGAGGGCGGCGGCAACAACAUCUAUCGCGGAGCGAUCCCCGACUUUCUCCGGUCGGUGCCCGAGGAGCACUGGGGGUCCUACAUCCUCAUGGAGCUCAUCGUGCCGCCGCCCGUGUCGAACCUCAUCCUCCGCAACGGCCGGGUGGAGCGAGGCGGCGUCAUCUGCGAGCUGGGCGUCUACGGCACCUGCCUGUGGAACCAGGGCACCGGGGAGGUGCUGCGCAACGAGGAGGCCGGGUACCUCUUGCGGACCAAGGGCGACAAGAGCGAGGAGGGCGGCGUCGCGGCCGGGUACGGAUGCAUGGACAGUUGCGCCUUGGUGUAG